This is a messenger RNA of Cryptomeria japonica (Japanese cedar), 1082 nucleotides long. RefSeq lists its product as uncharacterized. Gene Ontology annotation, cellular component: cytoplasm. The record is from RefSeq and is a predicted model, not a curated record. Gene Ontology annotation, molecular function: protein serine/threonine kinase activity; ATP binding. NCBI's taxonomy places the organism in Eukaryota, Viridiplantae, Streptophyta, Pinopsida, Cupressales, Cupressaceae. Gene Ontology annotation, biological process: protein phosphorylation. Bases 1 to 933 code for a protein of 310 amino acids. The transcript has 2 exons.
AUGCAAAUUGAGACGGCAUUUGGAUGUUUUAAGAGAGAAAAUGGUGGGCGCGGAAAACUGGAGGGAGCGCCAACAGGCAAAUGGUCACGGGGCAGUUUUUUGUUUUUGCUUCUAGAAGCUCUAGAAAUAUUUUUCCCUCCACAACACCAAGGAGCCCCUCUUCCUCUUCCAGUGCCGCCGCAGGUAUCUUCAAGACAGGGCGUAGAGAAGCUCUGUGAUUUGGGAAGAGUGGGAAAGCUCGGGCAUGGUAGCGGAGGCAUUGUGUACAAGGUUCUCCACUCCAAAUCCUCCACUUGCUAUGCCCUAAAUGUUGCCCGGCAAGUACUGGAGGGAUUGAAACGCCUUCAUACAGAGCGGAUUGUUCACAGAGACAUUAAGCCCGCCAAUCUCUUGAUUAGGAAGAAUUCCCAGCGAAUUAAAAUUGCAGACUUUGGGGUUAGGAGGAUUCUAUCACACAACAUAGAUCCCUGCUGCAAUUCUUAUGUGGGAACAUGUGCUUACAUGAGCCCCGAGAGAUUCGAUCCACAGAGCUAUGGUGGAAGAUAUAAUGGGUAUGCAGGGGAUAUCUGGAGUUUGGGAUUGACACUGUUGGAAUGCUAUGUUGGUCAUUUCCCAUUUGUAGCAGCCGGAGAGCAGGCGGAUUGGCCCGCACGGAUAUUUUUCAGGUUCACCAACAUUGAUCAGUUUCCCAGUUCCGCACCACGUGACCACGGGGCUCCCGAUAAGCCCCCCGGUUCCAUGUUCGACUCUGCUGAAUCUCUAGCUGACGGUCAUAUUGGGCGCGGUCAUCUGCCUUGGAAAGAACGGCAUAGGCACUGUGUAUCUGCACAAACAUUUCGGUGGAGAUGUUCUUGCCUUGAGAAGAAGCUGCGGCGUCUGGGUGAAAUUGCCGCGCCAUUUUUCUGUAAGCCCUCUUUAUGUCCUGUGCGGUAGCCCCGCGGCUUAGCCCCAGCACUUCGUAUAAAGUCCCUGAAUUUUUCAUGUGACCGCCGGCUUCGAUUGCAGGAGCCGAUUGAUACUCGGCCCCGCAAACCUGCGCUGCCCUAAUUACAUUGAAAGAGGGCUUCAAUCUGAUAUUUGCA